This is a messenger RNA of Plasmodium vinckei vinckei, 1587 nucleotides long. RefSeq names its product conserved Plasmodium protein, unknown function. The transcript has a single exon. The record is from RefSeq and is a predicted model, not a curated record. The coding region runs from base 1 to 1587 and encodes 528 amino acids. NCBI's taxonomy places the organism in Eukaryota, Apicomplexa, Aconoidasida, Haemosporida, Plasmodiidae.
AUGAACUUCCCCAUAUAUCCCAACGAAAAAUAUUUUAAAUUAAUAGACUUAGCAAAACAAUAUGACCAAUGUCAAAAUGAUUUAUUGUAUUACAAUAAGAUAGACAAAAAAGGAACCGAAAAUAAUAUACCUUCUUACAUAAAACAUAAGGAAAAGACAGAGAAUAUAAAUAUAGAUCCAAUCGAGUUAGUUCAGAGGCAAAUAACUUUUAGACCAUUUAAUAUUCAUGAUGAAGAAAAAAAUGAAGAAGAGAAAAAAAGAAUAUCUAUAUCCACUAAUAAUACAAAACAGAACUUUAAAAUGUCGAGAAAACGCCAAAAAAUUACAACACAUACUAGUUCUUUCAUAGGUGAAAAAAAAAACAAAAAUAAAUAUAGCCCUACAAAAUUGUUUAAAUGUUAUUCAAGUCACCCAUUUAAAAAAAUAAAACGGGAAAAAAAAUAUAACAUUUCGAAAAUACCUGAAAAGCGUUUAUUAAAGCAUCAUUUUCAAUUGUCUCAUUAUUGUAGAAUGGCAAAAAAUAAGGGCCUUAAAUUUUCAAAACAAAUCCACGAUGGAAAAAAUAAUAGACAAAAAAAACAAAGUACAAAUAUUAAAAAAGAAAAGAAAAGAAGUAGUCUAAACAACUAUCAACAAAUUGAUGGCAAUGAUGAUAAGAUAAAUAAAGAAAAUAUAAAUUUACAAAAAAAAAAAAAUAAUCAAAAUGGUACAUUUAAAAGUAAAAAAAAUGAAUAUAUGGAUGAAAAAAACAACCCAUUUAAAAUAAAGAAUAGCAAUGAUAACAAAACUGAUCAAGUUAAUGAAAAAUCGAAUGUAACUCCACAUAUAAAAUCAAAUCAUUCUCUUAAAAAAUAUACAAAAAUCAAAAAUACUAAAAACAAAGAUUCUUCUAUCCUACAUAUAUCUUAUGAUCCAAAAAAAAAACCUUCUAAAUUAAAUGCUAAAAAUAUUCUCAAAAAAUACGAGGAUAAAUUGGAUGAACCUGACAAUAGUAAAAUAAAGCCCUCAGAUAAAUCACUCGAAAAUGACAACAUAACAAAAAACGAUACUAUUUCAUAUAAUGAAUUAAAUGUAGAUCCUAAAAUAACAGGAUCUACUAAUAAAAAAAAAAAACAAAAAAAUAUAAAUAUAAGAAAAAGUAUGAAUGAAAAGUCCACGAUUCAUAAGAAAGACAACCUUGAAUUAAUCUCUUCAAAAAAAAUUUUAAAAAAAAAAAAAUGUUUGUCUAAAAGUUUUAAAUACAUAAAGAAUAAUUCUGUGUCUCCUCAAAAGGUUCAUACACACAUUAACAGCAAUAAAAAAAAUAAAAUAAAUAGUACCCAAGAUAAAUGUUAUAAGAAGGGAAAUAAAAAAAUAAAUCAUACAAUUGUUGGGAAGUUCAAUGUGAAUAAAUAUAACAAAACAGCUAAAACUAAAAAAAAUUUUAUAAAAGAAAAUGUAAACAAAGAAUUACAAAAUGCCAAUGCUAAUACUUAUAGAGGACUUUUAAAGGCUCUAAAUAGAAUAAGUGUUAUUGUUUCUACUAAAUGCCGAAAAAAAAAGUCAAGGAAAAAACUAAAAAAUGUAAUACGCAGAAAUAUAAAUUAA